Messenger RNA from Cornus florida, 4302 nucleotides. RefSeq lists its product as uncharacterized. The transcript has 6 exons. Gene Ontology annotation, biological process: DNA integration. Lineage: Eukaryota; Viridiplantae; Streptophyta; Magnoliopsida; Cornales; Cornaceae. Gene Ontology annotation, molecular function: zinc ion binding; nucleic acid binding. The record is from RefSeq and is a predicted model, not a curated record. The coding region runs from base 1 to 4158 and encodes 1385 amino acids.
AUGGAAAGGGAAAGUGGUUAUCAUGGAACUGAGGGUGAAGCCACUUAUGUUCCUGUUGAGGCUGAAGUAGAACAACCUAUGCAGGGUGGUAUGAGAAGAGAACAGGAGUGCUUAACUGGUAUGCAGAAAAUGGAAAAGGCUAUAAUAGACUUGGCAGAACAAAACAAACUAUUUAUGGCGAGUCAAAUGAUGAUACAAGAAAGGCUGGAAAGACAACAGAAAUGGAAGAAAGGCUCUGAGUAUGAGAGGUUUAUCAAGUUAACACCCCUAGAAUUUUUAGGUACUACCAAACCAGAAGAAGCAGAGGGGUGGGUAAGAAGAAUGGAAUCGAUAUUUGUAGUGAUGGGUGCAGCAGAAGACCAGAAGGUAAACUUAGCUACAUUUAUGUUCAAAAAUGAAGCUAGUUAUUGGUGGGACACGACAAAACAUUUGUUGCUCACUCCAGGAGAGAAAGAAGUGAUAUUCUGGAAUCCAUUUGUUAAAGCUUUUUAUGAGAAAUAUUUCCCUCCAAUUUACAGAAAAGAGAAGGAACGGGAGUUUAUUCUCCUAAAACAAGAUAGAAUGUCUGUGGUUGACUAUGAAGUUAAGUUUACAGCUUUAUCGAGGUUCGCACCCAAGUUUGUACAGAAUGAAGAAGAUAAAUGUACAAAAUUCCAGGAUGGUUUAGAGGCGGCUAUUAAGUCUAGAGUUUCAGUGUUUGAGGAAACAAAUUACAACAGACUUGUGAAUAAAGCCAUGAUUGCCGAAAGGGAUGUGAAAGAAUUGCAAGAAAGAAGGGAACAAUACAAAAGAAAUAGAUCUGAGCCGUCACAGUCAAGAGGAGGUGAAGGAAUUGCAAGUCAGAAAAGUCAAAGGUCGCGGUAUGGAAGGGGAAGGGGUGGUGAAUCUCAAGGCCAGACAUCAAGUAUUGGAAGAGGUCAAGGGUUUUCCGAACAACAAUCUGUACAACAAGGUAGUUUUGGAGGACGUGGUACUGGCAGGGGGUGUUUUCAGUGCGGAAAGGAAGGUCACCAGAAGAAGGAUUGUCCUAUCUUGAAAGCAGAAGAGUGCUAUCAUUGCCAUCAGCCGGGUCAUCGGAGGAGAGAUUGUCCUAUGUUGACAGGAAUGACCUCAGUGGGCAGUGUUGCUGGUUCUGGUAGAGGUUUUGCACAGGGGAACUCGUCAAGAGGAGGUAAGGGUGUUACAAGUGGUUCGCAAGCCCAGGGAAGAGUGUUUGCUAUGACACUUCAGGAUGCUCAAGCAACACCAGAAGUGGUGACAGGUACACUUUCUAUUUUGGAUAGAAAUGUUACUGUGCUUAUUGAUCCUGGCUCAACCCAUUCAUUUGUUGCAUCAUCUAUUGCUAUGCAUUUGGGUAGACCACUUUCAUCAUUAGACAGUAAAUUGUUUAUUUCUACACCAAUGGGAGAAGUGGUAGUGGUUGCAAAUGAAUACCGGGAUUGUGUGUUACAAUUGGGAGAUAGACAGUUAAAGGUAAAUUUGAUACCGUUGGGUAUUCCAGAUUUUGAUAUCAUUUUGGGUAUGAAUUGGCUAUCUGCGUAUCAUGCUUCAAUAGACUGUUUUCGGAAAGAAGUUGUUUUUCAGAUACCAGGGGAGCCAGAAUUUAGAUUUACAGGAGAAAGAAAUGUUAUUCCAAACUGUCUCAUUUCAGCUAUACAAACCAGGAAGUUGUUGAAGAAAGGGUGUCAGGGUUACUUGGCUUAUGUGGUUGAUACUGAAAAUAAAGAUAUGACACUUGAAAAUGUACCAGUGGUAAGGGAAUUCACAGAUGUGUUUCCAGAAGAAUUACCAGGGUUGCCAGUGGACAGGGAGGUAGAUUUUACCAUUGAGUUGGUACCAGUCAGAAAUAAGUAUCCAUUGCCACGAAUUGAUGAUCUGUUUGAUCAGUUGCAAGGGGCAAAGGUGUUUUCUAAGAUUGAUUUGAGGUCAGGAUAUCACCAGUUGAAGGUAAAGGAUAGUGAUAUUUCGAAAACUGCUUUUCGAACUCGAUAUGGUCAUUAUGAGUUUUUGGUAAUGCCUUUUGGGUUAACCAAUGCUCCAGCGGUGUUUAUGGAUUUAAUGAAUCGAGUAUUUCAUCGGUACGUUGAUUCUUUUGUUAUUGUCUUCAUCGAUGAUAUUUUGAUAUAUUCUCGGAGGUUUUCUAGUAUCGCAUUACCAUUGACAAAGUUGACCCGGAAAGAAGUAAAGUUUGUGUGGGGUGAGGAAUGCCAAAGAAGUUUUGAAGAAUUGAAGAAAAAGUUAACGUCAGCCCCAGUGUUAACUAUUCCGUGUGGUGGUGAAGGUUUUGUGAUUUACACUGAUGCUUCACAUCAGGGUCUGGGAGGUGUUUUGAUGCAAAAUGGUAAAGUAAUUGCAUAUGCUUCUAGACAAUUGAAGAAUCAUGAAUUGAAUUAUCCUACACAUGACUUGGAGUUAGCUAGUUUGAAGUAUUUGUUUACACAGAAGGAUUUAAAUUUGAGACAGAGGCGUUGGAUGGAGUUAAUCAAAGAUUAUGAUUGUAAUAUCCACCAUCAUCCUGGAAAAGCCAAUGUAGUAGCAGAUGCCUUGAGUAGGAAGUCUUCAGGGAGACUAUCUUGUGUACAGUGUACACGGGUGGCAAAUGUUAUGGAAUUGAGACUGAUGGGAGUUGAAUUGACAGUUACUAACAAAGGAGCAUUGUUUGCACAUGUCACGGUGAGACCUUUGUUGCUGGAUAGAAUUAAAGAGCUGCAAAUACAUGACGUAUUCCUAGAUAAGAAAAGAAAAGAAGCUCAAGAAGGUAUGCAAACUGAAUUUAUAGUUAGGGAUGAUGGGAUUUUGUAUUUUAAAAGUCGAAUUUGUGUUCCAAAUGAUGUUUCCUUGAAGAAAGAUAUUUUAGAUGAAGCCCACAGUUCUAUAUAUGCUAUGCAUCCGGGGAGUACUAAAAUGUACAGGGAUUUGAAAGAAUACUAUUGGUGGAACAAUAUGAAGCGUGAAAUUGCAGAAUUUGUAGCAAAGUGUUUGAUAUGUCAACGAGUGAAAGCUGAACAUCAGAAACCAGCGGGGUUGUUGCAGCCAUUACCAGUUCCACAGUGGAAAUGGGAGCAUGUAACCAUGGAUUUUGUGACGGGACUUCCAAGAUCAAAACGAGGACAUGACUCUAUUUGGGUGAUAGUUGAUCGAUUGACGAAAUCAGCUCACUUUCUGGCAGUAAAAACUACUUAUUCUACAAAGGAAUAUGCUCGUUUGUAUGUUGAUGUGAUCAUAUGUUUGCAUGGGGCUCCAGUUUCUAUUGUUUGUGACAGGGAUCCGAAGUUCACUUCGAGAUUUUGGUAUAGUUUGCAUGAAGCCAUGAAAACUUCUCUGAAGUUUAGUACAGCUUUUCACCUGCAGACAGAUGGGCAGUCAGAACGAACUAUUCAGAUUUUGGAAGAUAUGUUGAGAGCUUGUGUGUUGGAUUUCAAAGGUAAUUGGGAUGAUUAUUUACCGUUGAUUGAAUUUGCCUAUAAUAAUAGUUAUCAGUCUACUAUUGGAAUGGCACCGUAUGAAGCUUUGUAUGGGAGAAAAUGUAGAACUCCAUUGUGUUGGGAUGAGGUGGGGGAAGGAAAGUUAUUGGGUCCAGAAUUGAUUGAACUUACAACAGAAAAAGUGAAGAUAAUUCAGCAGCGUAUGAAAGUGGCACAGGAUAGACAGAAAAGUUAUGUAGAUGUGCGAAAAAGAAGAGAUUUGGAAUUUGAAGUUGGUGAUUUUGUUUUUCUUCGUAUUUCUCCUUGGAAAGGUAUUAUGAGGUUUGGAAAGAAAGGUAAGUUAAGUCCCAGAUACAUUGGACCUUACAAGAUUCUGGAACGAAUAGGAGCAGUGGCGUAUCGGUUGGAAUUACCAAAAGAAUUAUCAAGAUUGCAUGAUGUUUUCCAUGUGUCUAUGCUUCGAAAGUAUAUAUCGGAUCCAUCUCAUGGUUUAGUUGCAGAACCGAUAGAGUUGAAGGAAGAUUUGACUUAUGUAGAGGAACCGGUACAGAUUGUGGAUCGCCGGGAGCAAGUGCUACAGAAUAAAACUAUAUUACUGGUAAAGGUAUUGUGGAGGGGUCAUACGAUUGAAGAAGCGACUUGGGAAAGUGAAGAAGUUAUGCGAAUGCAAUAUCCUCACUUAUUUGGCAAGGAGAAAGAGCAAACAACUUCGACCCUAUCAAAGGAUAAGUGAAUAAAUUGGGAAGUAGUCAAGGUACAAGGUUGGGUCGCUACUGCCAGGUCUAGAAUUUUUGAGUGGGAAUGGGAAAAAGAACAAUGGAACGUCUUUUGUUUAAUAUGUAAAUAUUGUAAUAGAAUUUAAUAGUAUAAGUUGCCG